AUGGAAAUCAACAAAAACCCUGAGAUGCUGAAGGGCUUAAAAGACUUACCCACGCAGGAUAAGCUUGAUACUAAAGACAUUGGCCAAGUCAACGUCGCUUUCUCGAAAGCUGAGAGCUGCAUUGACAUAAGAAUUAACAGCGCUAAGUCCUUGAAGGGUGAAAAACAAGAUAAAGACGAUUCUUUGACUUCCCAGGACAUGAUAUACUUCGGCUGGCAAAUAGCACAGGGAAUGCAAUACUUAUCAGCAAAGGGCAUUGUUCAUCGAGAUCUUGCCGCUCGCAAUGUCGUAGUCUGUGACACCAACCUUGUCAAAGUCGCUGAUUUUGGUUUGCGGCGAAACAGGGACACUCAAAUUGCAGUGAAAUGGAUGUCACCUGAAGCCAUGAAUGAUGGAGGGUUCCCUUACCCUGGAAUCAGAAACAGAGAACUUAUGAGACUACUUAAACGAGGAUACAGGAUGGAAAGACCAGAUACUUGCUCAGAGGAGUUCUAUCAUUUGAUAACACGUUGCUGGGCAGAUAAUCCGGACACGCGACCAACCUUUACCGAGCUGUGCCAAGAUCUAGAGGACUGGAUGCAAAGAGACACUCCUUAUUUGGACAUGGACCAGGUGGAUGAAGAUCAACCUUACUACGAUGCGUCUGCAAUGUCAGCGUCCAGCGGAUCAUCCUGCGAAGAACAUGCACCAGUGUGUCCUGACUUAAACAACACCGCAGAAAAUCUGUCUUGUGGUAUUCAGGAUGUUUAACUCGAAAUUACAAACUUUUAAAGAAAAUUAAAACGUCAGAGCAGUAGUAAUAUACACGUAGGCUAAAAGUCUGAUACGAUCACAGGAAUUCGCCGUUCGCCUAGUAAAGCCGGCCGCGUCCUCCCGCCUGGGGCUACCAGAGUUAUUGCUUUCAGCCCCGGGGCCCCAGCUUCUCCGAUCGGCCGGUCGUUGCUGGUUCUCAUUUCCAACUAAAAC
Messenger RNA from Orbicella faveolata, 966 nucleotides. RefSeq names its product tyrosine-protein kinase receptor Tie-1-like. The record is from RefSeq and is a predicted model, not a curated record. Gene Ontology annotation, molecular function: ATP binding; transmembrane receptor protein tyrosine kinase activity. Gene Ontology annotation, biological process: positive regulation of kinase activity; cell surface receptor protein tyrosine kinase signaling pathway; protein phosphorylation. NCBI's taxonomy places the organism in Eukaryota, Metazoa, Cnidaria, Anthozoa, Scleractinia, Merulinidae. Gene Ontology annotation, cellular component: signaling receptor complex; plasma membrane.